AUGGACUCCAGCCCGCUGCGCACCGUCUUCUACGCGGCCAUGCUCACCGGCUGCGCCGUCGUCUGCCUCCUGCAGUGCGUCACCCAGUUCAACCUGUACUGGAGUGAGCCGGCCGCUAUGACCGUCACCAUCCAGAAGGGCGAGAGGGUGCUGUUCCCGGCCUUCACCGUCUGCUCCUCGCGCAAGUUCAGCCGCAGUCGAGUCCAGGCCAUGGGGCUGCUCAACAAGCGCGGCACCAACGUCGACUGGAACCGCUUCCCGGCCAACGAGUCGGUGGAGGCGUUCUGGCUGGAGGCCCCCGCCGGCCGCUGGACCCCGGUCAUCGCCCGCAACGGUAUGUGCUACACCUUCACGCCCAACACCACGCUGGUGGUGAAGAACGAAGAGAAGUUGGACAUCACGUUCAACCUGUACAUCAACGACUACUUCAACAAAUUUUCCUCGAUAUUUGUAGACGUAUACUUCCAUGGCAACGAGCCGCCAAUCAUGCAGUCGCGCUACUUCAACGUGGCCGACCACCCCAAGGUGAAGCUGUUCCCCGGCGACAUCUCCAACGUGGACGUCACCGGCCGGAGCGCCGUCUUCAAGUCGCUGAAGCGUCGCCCCUGCCAGCCGCAGCGUGGCUACACCGAGACCAAGUGUACGGAGCGCUGCAUGUGGCAGCACGAAACGGGCCAGGUGGGCUGCCGCGCGCCCUGGAUGGCCGGCCUGACAUCGGCGCCGCCUCUCUGCAGCACUCCCCGCGACCUGAUGGACAUGCAGAGUCCGCCGGCCGUCAAACGCGGCUCCGUCGCGUGCCCGCACUGCGAGCCCUCCUGCUGCACCGAGAUGUACCAGGUGCAGGUGAGCUCCUCUCAGCACGCGGCCGGCAUGGCCAACAGGGGCACCUGCAAGAUGCUGGCGCGCUGGCCCUACCAGAUGGAGCUCUCCACCGAGGAGUUGACCUACGGCCUGAGUGGGCUCAUUUCGGACGUGGGCGGCAACAUGAGCCUGCUGUUGGGCGUCUCCGUCAUCAGCAUAGUCCAGGCCAGCGAGAUGCUGCUGAAGGUGAUGCGACAGCGCCUCCAAGCUCUGCACAUGGCCUGCCUGACCAGGGUAGCGCCGCCGUCGUGCCCGAAAAAGAAGCCGGCGUCCCCUACACGCGAUGUGGCCGGCGUGCCGGUGACGCCGGCCGGCUGGCCAGCCCUGAAGACGGCGAAGGUGCCCGGCAGCGCGCGCUACCAGUCACCGGCCGCCUGAGAUAGGUGCUGCACCGUCGUCAACGGCGCCCACUGGCGGGUUCCGCACCACGAGCGCGAGCAGAGACCUCGCUGCCGAUCGAGCCGCGCCCUCAGUCAGAGGCUGCGCCAAGGCCCUCUCACAUCACGCACCCCCGCCCAGCAAUUCUCGCAAGCCAGGGCGUUAAUGGCGUCAGAAGUCCUUGCUGUGAUAUGCCGUGUGCUAUGCGGCGAUAGCCUGUUACGGUACACUUGCAUGUAGAGCAGACGCACACAGAAUUACAAAAUGCAUCCAAGAAGAUCCCCCAGUGGUUCACUUUUUUAAACGGAGCAAACAAACUAUUCCACAAAGUUUCCUUUGACCCCAAACAGACGCCACAGCGGAAAUAUUGUAACUUUCGCUGUUUUUUUUACAGCUAACGCCGUCGGAGCACGAGCUAAAGUUCUACGGUACCUGAUGGCACCAUAAUACGUGCACUAUAUUUAUCAUCCACAGUAACUUUCCACAGAGGUCCGUUUAAACUGAAAACUAUGUAUAAUCGAUAUGGUACAUACGGCGCGGAUAACUGCCGCCUGGCAAAAACAAAUGCCAAGACAGUGACAGCUGACACAACUUUCCAGACAUUUGGCACAUCGACGAUGCUUUUCUUGGUCCCAGUCUCUUUAACAGCGUCGCCAUUCGCACACAUUCUUAUUAUGCAAUGUUUCACUAGCACCUGUUUUGAAAAAUAAACUGAUGGUGACAAGCAAUAUUUACCAACGCAGCGGAUAUGCCAGUGAUGUCAAGGAUACGUCGCCGCAUGAGCUGCAGCCGGGGGAAAUAAGGA
Messenger RNA from Pollicipes pollicipes, 2044 nucleotides. Its product is annotated as acid-sensing ion channel 4. The record is from RefSeq and is a predicted model, not a curated record. The transcript has 2 exons. NCBI's taxonomy places the organism in Eukaryota, Metazoa, Arthropoda, Thecostraca, Pollicipedomorpha, Pollicipedidae. Gene Ontology annotation, molecular function: ligand-gated sodium channel activity. Gene Ontology annotation, biological process: sodium ion transmembrane transport. Bases 1 to 1239 code for a protein of 412 amino acids. Gene Ontology annotation, cellular component: plasma membrane.